AGUUGGAGGAAACUUCUCUUCUCCCCACUCUCUCUGCAAAUGAAUCCCAAGACACCUCCCAAACCCAUUUUUCUUUCCAUUUUUUGCAUUCAACUUUAAAAAAAAAUGGGCAAAGCUUCCAAAUGGUUCCGCAGCAUCCUCGGCCUCAAAAGAAGAGACCCCCACAAGCCUUCUUCCAAACGCCGUUGGAGUUUCGUCAAAUCCUCCCGCGACAAGGACUCCUUUGCCGACACUAACGCAUGCGGUAACAGUAAUGCGAUGACGCCGUCGUCGCAACGCGGUCUUCGGCAGCAUCAGCAAGACUUGAUUUCUGUCGUUGACACGAAUGGUGGGUGUGAUGCAGUGGAUCAUAACAUGCACGCCAUUGCCGUCGCUGCCGCUACAGCGGCGGUUUCCGAGGCGGCUGUUGCGGCUGCUCAAGCUGCGGCGGCGGUAGUCAGGCUCACCAGCAGCAGUGGUAGAUGCGCGCGUGAUCACGUUAGCAGCAGCAGCAGCUACGGGGAACUCGAGGAGUUAACUGCGGUUAAGAUACAAUCUACUUUUCGUGGAUAUCUGGCGAGAAGGGCAUUGCGAGCACUGAAAGGACUGGUGAGGCUUCAGGCAUUGGUUAGAGGCCAUAUUGAAAGGAAAAGAAUUGCAGAAUGGCUAAGAAAUAUUCAAGCAUUGUUGCAAGAACAAGCGCGUACUUGUGCUGGGCGGGCACAAAUUUCUCAAUCUUCCAGACUAAGCAGUAAAUCUUCUCACUUCCAACAUGCAGGUCCACUAACCUUCGAACAUGCAGUUCAACUGAAGAGUUCAAAAUAUGAGCAAUCAUCAAUGUUGAAGAGAAAUGGCUCUAGGUUGAGUGGAAGGAAUCUUGAUAGUUAUGAGCAAAUUGAUGAAAGAAUUGGUCCAAUGGAUGAUGAAAUUGAUGACGGGAUUCUCGAGGUUGAUACUGGAAAACCCCAUUUUGCCUCCAAAUGCCGAAACCUGUUUCACUCAACACAUCUUGCUUUCAGUUCGGAUCUAUACGGUUGCAGUUUCACGAACUCCAGAGACUCGCACCAAAUGGCUCCUUUAAAUCCAUUCAAGUACUCUCGUGAAGUCGAGGAAAGUCCUUUCUGCACUGCUGAUAAUAGUCCGAACUUCUGUUCUGCAUCAUCGAGAGGGGGUAGUUCAAAUAGAAGCCCUUUCACUCCUGCCAUGAGUGAUGGGUCAAGAAGCAAUGUAAGUGGUUACUCAGACCAUCCAAAUUACAUGGCUUACACAGAAUCUUCAAGGGCUAAGGUGAGGUCACUGAGUGCACCAAAACUAAGGCCCCAGCACGACAGAUCCAGUUCGACAAAGAGGUAUUCCAUUCAGGGUAUAGGUGAAUUGAAAUCAAGUACACUGAAGUCCGUCUUGUACACAAACUUCGCAAGCAAAGGUUAUCCCGGUUCGGGUCGCUUGGACAGGCUUGGAAUGCCUGUUGGAUACUGAUAAUAUGGUUUCCCGUAUCCCUUUUGGUUUGGAUUUUCAUGCACAGGGUAGGUGACCUUACGAGAAGGUAAGAAUGGGAGGAUGAAAUGGGGUUUAUUCAUAGUUGUCACUUGUUCCUUUUCUUUAAUCCGUAUUUAGGAAAAGCUAUUGAAGUUAUUAAUUUCUGCAUGUUGACAAAACUCUAGAUAAG
This is a messenger RNA of Hibiscus syriacus, 1648 nucleotides long. RefSeq names its product protein IQ-DOMAIN 14-like. The record is from RefSeq and is a predicted model, not a curated record. Lineage: Eukaryota; Viridiplantae; Streptophyta; Magnoliopsida; Malvales; Malvaceae. Gene Ontology annotation, molecular function: protein binding. The transcript has 4 exons. Bases 106 to 1458 code for a protein of 450 amino acids.